GGCCGUUGGGCGCGAGGCCGGCGCAUGGCGGACGCGGCGCUGUUCGAGUUUCUGCACACGGAGAUGGUGGCGGAGCUAUGGGCGCACCACUCCGACCCUGGCCCUGGGGGACAGAAGAUGAGCCUGUCUGUCCUGGAGGGCAUGGGCUUCCGUGUGGGCCAGGCCCUGGGCGAGAGGCUGCCCCAGGAGACACUGGCCUUCAGAGAGGAGGUGGACAUCCUCAAGUUCCUGUGCAAAGACCUGUGGGUGGCCGUGUUCCAAAAGCAGAUGGACAGCCUCCGCACCAAUCACCAGGGGACCUACGUCCUGCAGGACGAUAGCUUCCCUCUUCUCAUCCGGAUGGCCUCGGGCCUGCAGUAUCUGGAGGAAGCACCCAAGUUCCUGGCCUUCACCUGCGGCCUCCUGCGAGGCACCCUCUGCAUCCUGGGCAUCAAGAGCCUGGUCACCGCCUCCGUGGCAUCCCUGCCCACCUGUAAGUUCCAGGUGGUGAUUCAGAAAACCUGAGGAGCCCCAGGCCCUCACCCCCCGCUGAGCCUCACGGCCACCGCAGGCCCAGGGACCUCGGAGCACCGCUUUUGGGGGUGGCCGGAGGGCUCGGGUCGGGGACCCCAGGCUCUGUGGGUGAUGGACAAGAGCGGGGGUGCAGGGGUCCAACCGCCCUAGGGCAUCAUGUGUGCUCCCCAAGUGGGUGUCAUAGGGAGGUCGGGGUGUCCUAGGAACAAGGUGGCCCAAGUUGGGGCCAGUGUGAAAGGAUCCCUGCGUCAGACUCCUGCCUCUGCAUGGCGGAUACCCAAUAAAGGUUCUAUAUGUGCA
Molecule: messenger RNA, 813 nt
Organism: Callorhinus ursinus (northern fur seal)
Lineage: Eukaryota; Metazoa; Chordata; Mammalia; Carnivora; Otariidae
Gene: TRAPPC6A
Product: trafficking protein particle complex subunit 6A
Biological process (GO): endoplasmic reticulum to Golgi vesicle-mediated transport; regulation of GTPase activity
Cellular component (GO): trans-Golgi network; cis-Golgi network; TRAPP complex
Source: RefSeq, a predicted model, not a curated record